GGUUAUUUAUAUCACACUUGCGUUGCAAUGCUACUAUCACGGGCCGGGGCGCUGAAGAGGUUCUCGGCCGCGCCUGCCUACAACUUGACAGCACAGCGAUUCAAAAGCUACUACGAUGAUUUCAAGGACCGCCUCAAGCCGGGGAAGUACACCCAAGGUCGCUGCCCUCAGAGUGAAGGUGAUUAUCGCCAGGAGUCCAAGACUAUCGGGAGAGAGCAUCUCAACGAUGAUGGUACUCGCAGUAAGAGGUACACCGUCAAGGAAGCUGAUGCCCUCGGUUACCAUUACCACCCACCGAUCGAUAAAAAGGGUCAGGUGUACGUAAAGGGGCCUAACACGGUCCAUGAAAGAGGUCAGACUUGGAUCAAAGGCUACGAACUGCCCAGCAUGGAAUAUACUUAUGGUCCCAAGCAGGAGGACAUCCCUUUCUACCCUAGGGUCAAAUUGAACGUCUGGGGCAACUACAACCUCGUUAUGAAGGUGGAGUUCUUGUUCUUCUAUUUGCCCACUAUCAUAGUCUUUGGGAUUUGCAUUCCUGUUUAUACCAUCAAUUUCGCACAGGAGGAAGUCAUUUACACGACAAUGACCGUUAAGGUCACUGGGAGGCAAUGGUAUUGGGUAUACGAAGUCGAGUCCCCAACCGACGAGGAAGAGGAGGACGAAGAUGACGAGGAUGAUGACGAUGAGUGAUGGAGAAGGCAGUCUUAGUGGUUGCUGUCGUUAUUGAACAUCUUGAGGCGCGAGCCCAUGAAAAUCAUGAUGAUCUUGAUGAUUUUGCUUUUGUGAAUGAUAGCGGUUUGUUGAACAUUUCGAGCUGAUACCAUUCACAUUGUCGUAGACAGGUUGAGGUUAUUUUUCGA
Perkinsus marinus ATCC 50983 is the source of this 860-nucleotide messenger RNA. RefSeq lists its product as hypothetical. The coding region runs from base 28 to 690 and encodes 220 amino acids. Gene Ontology annotation, cellular component: membrane. Gene Ontology annotation, molecular function: copper ion binding; cytochrome-c oxidase activity. The record is from RefSeq and is a predicted model, not a curated record. Lineage: Eukaryota; Perkinsozoa; Perkinsida; Perkinsidae. The transcript is spliced from 7 exons.